UGCCAGAAUAUAACACUAUUUGCUACCGCCGUGCCUUCGUGUCAUCCACCGACCGCCAACCCUCUUCCCCUGCGACUUCCAAUUGGCGCGCUUGCUCGUCUCGGCAAAUUUGAAAGAAGCUAAUCAUCGCUCCCUGGCGGUGCUUGCGCGCCUGCCUGGAUUUUUGGAUCUUGUAGGGAAGCUUAAGAGGCGAUUCAGCUCGUUCACUCGGACGUGCAAACACAUGCCGCAAUUGAUGGAUGAUGUUGAGGGGGACGCGGGCAGCACGGAGGCGGACGGAUUGUUGAAUGGGAAUGGAAACGGUCACCACGCAUCUUAUGGAGGAGCGCAAGAACGCCCGCGCAAGCCCAGGAGGAGAUCCCAUACAUUUUGCAGCUACUUGUACCACAAGCUCCGGAUCGUCCUGACUAGCAAUUAUGUCAACGUCUUCUUGGUCUUCGUUCCUCUCGGCAUUCUCGCUGGCGAACUCGGUUGGCCAUCGACGGCUAUUUUCGUUCUCAACUUCUUGGCCAUCAUUCCGCUUGCGGCGCUGCUGAGCUUUGCCACGGAGGAGCUUUCUCUCGAGGUUGGCGAGACGCUGGGUGGUCUGAUGAAUGCUACCUUCGGCAAUGCGGUUGAACUGAUUGUCAGUGUUGUCGCCCUCACCAAGGGUGAGAUUCGCAUCGUGCAAGCCAGCAUGUUGGGCAGCAUUUUGUCGAAUAUUUUACUGGUUCUAGGAAUGUGUUUCUUCUUUGGCGGAUUGAAAUACCACGAGCAGACCUUCAACAGCACGGUAGCUUCAACGAUGUCAUCCCUGAUGGCAGUGGCAACCUCAUCGUUGAUCAUCCCCGCCGCUCUUUACGCUACUAUGGCCAAGACGGAGAAGCCCGACUUCGACCAGAUUCUGCUUUUGUCGAGGGGAACUUCCAUCGUCAUCCUGAUCCUCUAUGUCAUGUACCUGGUCUUCCAGCUGAAGACUCACACCGACCUCUUCGUGGGCACCAACGACCUGGACGAGAAUGGGGAGCCAGUGACACCUGAGCCGGCGUUGCUCACUCCCUGGGAAGCUGGUAUCGUCUUAGUCCUCGUGACGGUCCUCGUGGCUAUCUGCGCAGAGUACUUAGUCGGAUCGAUCGAGGGAAUCGUAAAGACUUCCGGGAUCAGUAAGACGUUCAUCGGAUUGAUUCUCAUCCCGAUCGUGGGCAAUGCGGCGGAGCAUGUCACUGCCAUCGUGGUGGCGAUGAAGGACAAGAUGGACCUGGCUAUUGGAGUGGCUAUCGGGAGUAGUAUGCAGAUUGCACUCCUCGUUACGCCGUUCCUGGUCAUCCUCGGAUGGAUCAUUGGUCAGCCGAUGAGUCUGUAUUUCCAGACAUUCGAAACGGUGGUGUUCUUUGUGAGCACCUACCUCACCUACUACGUUGUCCAGGACGGAAAGAGCAACUACCUUGAGGGGGCAAUGCUGCUCGGAAUUUACACCAUCAUCGCCCUUAGCUUCUACGUCUAUCCCGACAAUGGCGGCGACCCCGGCACCCCUUCAUAGGUGCCACCCACGGACGAGUGGACUCCCUCGAUAAUAGCAGAAAUUGCGUUUUCCUUUUGUCAUUUGCACGAUCACAAGCGGAUCACGAUAUCUCACAGGAGAAUUUCCUUUGUUUCGAUCCGUUUCUUCUUUUUCUGAGAUUGGUUCGCGGGGCCGGAUCACCAGUCGC
Messenger RNA from Tricharina praecox, 1688 nucleotides. Its product is annotated as Sodium/calcium exchanger protein-domain-containing protein. Gene Ontology annotation, molecular function: calcium:proton antiporter activity. The record is from RefSeq and is a predicted model, not a curated record. The transcript has 5 exons. The coding region runs from base 224 to 1519 and encodes 431 amino acids. Lineage: Eukaryota; Fungi; Ascomycota; Pezizomycetes; Pezizales; Pyronemataceae. Gene Ontology annotation, cellular component: fungal-type vacuole membrane. Gene Ontology annotation, biological process: calcium ion transmembrane transport; intracellular calcium ion homeostasis.